Messenger RNA from Haliotis rufescens (red abalone), 2547 nucleotides. Its product is annotated as replication factor C subunit 4-like. The record is from RefSeq and is a predicted model, not a curated record. NCBI's taxonomy places the organism in Eukaryota, Metazoa, Mollusca, Gastropoda, Lepetellida, Haliotidae. Gene Ontology annotation, cellular component: DNA replication factor C complex; nucleus. Gene Ontology annotation, biological process: DNA-templated DNA replication; DNA repair. The transcript is spliced from 12 exons. Gene Ontology annotation, molecular function: DNA binding; ATP hydrolysis activity; DNA clamp loader activity. Bases 169 to 1251 code for a protein of 360 amino acids.
GCGCCACCUAACGGCGGUGUGAGGAACAGGAUACAAGCAGUGUUGUGAGUUGAUUCAAGGAAUACGGCGGGAAAUGGCCGCUGUGGAAAGUGAUUAAAAACACAACACAACACCCGAAGGACAUGCUCUUUUGAGACUCCAAGAACCGACGAACAGCAAUAACGAAAAAUGCAGGCAUUUUUGAAAGGAGGGACUUCUGGCCUGUCAAAAACCAAAGACAAACCGGCUUCAGGCUCGAAACAAGACAAGGAAGCGAAGACCAAACUCAUACCAUGGGUCGAAAAAUAUCGCCCCCGAUGUAUAAAGGAUGUUGCACAUCAAGAUGAAGUUGUUGCUGUGUUGAACAAGUCCCUGGAGGGGGCUGAUCUGCCCAACCUGUUGUUCUACGGCCCGCCCGGCACGGGGAAAACCUCCACGAUCCUGGCAGCCGCCAGGGACCUGUUUGGGCCAGAAAUAUUCCGUAGUCGUGUGUUGGAGCUGAACGCUUCGGAUGAGCGUGGAAUAGAUGUCGUCAGAGAGAAGGUGAAAUCCUUUGCCAUGUUGACGGCAGGCGGCUCCAGAUCUGAUGGGAAGCCAUGUCCACCAUUUAAGAUUAUUAUUCUUGACGAAGCGGACUCCAUGACAACAGCUGCACAGGCUGCGUUGCGGCGUACAAUGGAGAAAGAAUCGAGGACCACACGUUUCUGCCUCAUCUGUAACUACGUCAGUCGAAUUAUCGAACCCAUCACGUCAAGAUGCGCCAAGUUCCGCUUUAAGCCACUCUCUGAGGAGGUCUUGACAAGGAGAAUUAAACUCAUCUGUGAGAAAGAAAACGUGGAUUGUGAUGAGAAGGCCAUCAAAGCCCUGAUGGAGACUUCGGAGGGGGACCUGCGGAAAGCCAUCACGUAUCUACAGAGUUCGUCUCGGUUGAAGGCGGAGGAGACCAUUACUGAGGACGUUGUGUGGGAGAUAGCAGGGGUCUGUCCAGAGAAGAUGGUAGAGAGAGUAUUGAAGACAUGUCAUUCCGACUCCUACGACAAGCUGGAUAAAACUGUCAAGCACAUCAUCAGUGAAGGGUACUCCGCGACGCAGGUGCUGACACAGCUCCACGACGAGAUUGUCUCUCUGGGGGAACUCAGCGAUCAUCAGAAGUCGGCCAUCUGUGAAAAAAUGGCGAUUGUUGACAAGUGUUUAAUGGAUGGCGCCGAUGAGUAUCUUCAACUGAUGGCGUUGUUCAGUACUGUCAUGGAGCAGAUCUGCCACCACAAGUAGCCUGAACAACGCAUGACAAUGUCGCACACAUCACAACACCACAAUGCAAGGUGCAGACCAGGCACAACACAUUAGAGGGGACACUGCACAACAAGGCACAACACAUUCAUGGGGACACUGCACAACAAGGCACAACACAGUGGGGACACUGCACAACAAGGCACAACACAUUCAUGGGGACACUGCACAACAAGGCACAACACAGUGGGGACACUGCACAACAAGGCACAACACAUUCAUGGGGACACUGCACAACAAGGCACAACACAUUAGAGGGGACACUGCACAACAAGGCACAACACAGUGGGGACACUGCACAACAAGGCACAACACAUUCAUGGGGACACUGCACAACAAGGCACAACACAGUGGGGACACUGCACAACAAGGCACAACACAUUCAUGGGGACACUGCACAACAAGGCACAACACAUUCAUGGGGACACUGCACAACAAGGCAAUGUACAGACCAGGCAAAUCUGGUUUGCAAAUUCUACAUGAUUGUUUAUUUGCCAACACAAAUCAUUUUCCUGAGCCAAGGGCAUUAACUGACUAUAAAAGUCCAGUUUCCACCCUUGCCAACCAAGGCUUCAAUUUCAUGGCUCGAUCAUAGAGCGUCCAGUGACUAUUAAGAGUCCGUUCUUUGCCCCUCCUAUUGACCAAUCAGAUUCCACCUCCUUGUGUUACUUGGAUUUGAUUCAAACAAAAGGGCGGCGCUAGUCAAGACGACCUGAUCGAUAAUUCAAGGUCUAUAUUGGAAUAUGAGGGUCUUACUGCGCAAAGUGCAUCAAAUCACUUGAGCACCUUGAUUAAAAACAUUAAAAGAUUUGGAAAACAUCUGUCAAUGCCAAGUUGAUGGUAGACAUGUUUGCAAAUCCUGCAGUUGACCGAAAUUUGCAUGGUGUAAUCCAUGUUGUUUACAAACCAGAUGUCUAGUUCGUUACGCGAUUUUUAUUAGACAAUGCAAAGACAUGUAAGUUCAGCCAAACUGUAACUCCAGAAUUCCAGCCUAGUUCAGCAAGGGCGGAAACUGGACUUUUAUAGUGAGUUAACUCCCUUGCCUCGAGUUUGAGCCUUGUUUUCGUCAAAGUGUGUACAUAUGCAAGUCACAUGACAUUGAAUAUCACGUGAUCAUUGAGUACGAGGAUAUUAGUGCAGACUAUUCAUGAGACGUCAGUCUUUAGACAUCGACUUCUUCCUCCAGACUCCUCCAACAUGGAGAUGUCCUUAUAUUCUGUGAUCUUCACCCUGAAAUAAUAUUGUCUCAUCAUGGAAUAAAUGUGUACUUAUACUCUA